AUGGCCAAGUCCUUUGUGGUGCUGGUAGUUUCUGUGUUGGCUAUGCUGAUGGCCAUGGAGGCAGCAUUUGCUGCCGAAUAUGGUACUCCCAAAGGCAGCAACAACAACAAUAACAACACCAACAGCAACAACAACGACGGCAACACCAACAACAGCGGCAACACCAACAACGGCAACAACAAUAACAACAACAACAAUAACAACAACGACAACAACAUCAACAUCGGCGGAAACGGGAACGGGAACGGGAAGAAGAAGGGCCCGGCGGAGAAGGACUUCGACGACUUGCCCGGCGAAGGAAACGGGCUGGAGAGGCACAAGUGCAAGGCCAAGUCCAAGUGCAAGAACAAGAUCCUCGUCUGCCCACCAGAGUGCCCUUCCAAGAAGCCCAAGAAGAACAAGAAGAGCAAGGGUUGCUUCGUCGACUGCAACCGCAACUGUGAGGUUGUUUGCAAGUUCAGGAGGCCAAACUGUGACGGGUACGGAUCCCUAUGCUACGACCCUCGAUUCGUGGGCGGGGACGGAAUGAUGUUCUACUUCCACGGAGCCAAAGGAGGAAACUUCGCCAUCGUCUCCGACACCGACCUCCAGAUCAACGCCCACUUCAUCGGGACCCGGCCCGAGGGAAGGACCCGCGACUUCACGUGGGUGCAAGCCCUCAACCUCAUGUUCGACUCCAACAACCUCGUCAUCGCCGCAAAGAGGCUGUCCAGCUGGGACGACGCCGUCGACGCCCUCACCGUCAGGUGGAACGGCGACGAGAUCUCCCUCCCAACUGAGGGAGACGCCGAGUGGAGCACCUCCACGGGAGAAAGCCGAAGUGUUGUUGUAGAGAGGACCGCCGAAACAAACAGCGUGAAAGUUAGGGUUUCGGGGCUGGUGGAGAUGAACAUUAGGGUUCGGCCCAUCGGGAAAGAGGAGGAUAGAGUGCACAACUACCAGAUCCCGAACGGCGACGUUUUCGCCCACCUCGAGACUCAGUUCAAGUUCGACAACUUGUCGGAGAACGUGGAGGGUGUUUUGGGAAAGACUUAUCGUCCCAACUAUGUCAGCCCGGCGAAGGUCGGCGUGCCGAUGCCGGUUCUGGGAGGAGAGGAUAAGUACAAGACGGCGUCGCUUAUGUCUCCUCUCUGCAAGGUUUGCAGGUUCCAACCUACAACAGUAAUUGCCUCAGCUUAA
Messenger RNA from Linum tenue, 1179 nucleotides. The record is from the annotation of a GenBank genome assembly. Lineage: Eukaryota; Viridiplantae; Streptophyta; Magnoliopsida; Malpighiales; Linaceae.